Lacerta agilis (Sand lizard) is the source of this 3249-nucleotide messenger RNA. RefSeq names its product cytochrome P450 1B1-like. Gene Ontology annotation, biological process: hormone biosynthetic process; progesterone metabolic process. The record is from RefSeq and is a predicted model, not a curated record. Gene Ontology annotation, molecular function: heme binding; iron ion binding; steroid 17-alpha-monooxygenase activity. The transcript has a single exon. Bases 565 to 2181 code for a protein of 538 amino acids. NCBI's taxonomy places the organism in Eukaryota, Metazoa, Chordata, Lepidosauria, Squamata, Lacertidae.
CGGCAGCAGCAGCAACAGCUUCGGCUCCAUCCCCGCCGUCGCUGGCCAGUUUGUCUCCAGUCACGAAAGCAGCAGCCUUUCCAAGGCAGCCAAAGGUGCCUGGCAGAGUUCAGUAGCUCUCACACUCCGCUCCCCGCCCGCUUCUCCGGCUCCUGCUGCGAGGAUCAGGCUGUCUUUGGCAGGAGGAAGACCUUGGAAAGUUGCACACAUUCCUGGUGCGAGGGAUCAAUCUGCUGCUUCCAUUCUCUCUCGGAGGAGGAAAGCACGGAAUGGCUGCGCACGGGGGACUCUGGGACCACCGCGAGGGGAGGAGGGAAGCUCAGCCCCCUUCCCAGACGGCUAUAAAGCCGCGACGGGCAUCCUGCGAACUUCUCAGAGCAGAGCCAGGAGGCAUCUGGCAGAGGGAGGGGGCAGUUCACCGACGGGACGAAGCGUCUCGGGCGAUAAAGUCCCCAACCGACGAGCUCGGUCGGGGCUGCGGCGGAGGAAGGGUCCCCCCGACGGCUUCCCGCGUCUCUCCACAGAGAAACCAUUUUUUAGGAGUCCCACGGGCGUGCGCCCCCCAUGGCGGAAGGCGGGAGCCACGACGGGGCGCCCAGCGCGUUCCUCAAGAGCGCCGUCCAGCCGGCGCUGCUGCUUUCUUGCGUCCUGCUGCUGUACCUGUGGGCGAGGAGGAGCCCCCGGACGGCGGGCAAGAGCCUCCCCGGCCCCGUCGGGUGGCCGCUGCUGGGCAACGUGCUGCAACUGGGUCGCCUGCCGCACCUCACCUUCGGGGAGCUGGCGAGGCGCUACGGCGACAUCUUCCAGCUACGCCUGGGCCGGCGCGCCAUCGUGGUGCUCAAUGGGGAGGCGGCCAUCCGACAGGCCCUGGUGCAGCAGGCCAUGCCCUUCGCGGACAGGCCCGACUUCCUUUCCUUCCGCCUGGUGUCCGGAGGCAAGAGCAUGGCCUUCGGGCGCUACAGCGAGCGCUGGCGGGCGCAACGGCGGGUGGCGCACGCCACGCUGCGGGCCUUCUCGACGGCCAACACGCCCAGCAAGCAGCUCUUCGAGCAGCACGUGGCGGCCGAGGCGCAGGAGCUGAUCGACGGUCUGCUGCGGCUGAGCCAGGGCGGCGCUUACGUCGACCCUUCGCCGCUCUUCGUCGUGGCCAACGCCAACGUGCUGUGCGCCCUCUGCUUCGGGCAGCGCUACAGCCACGCCGACGGCGAGUUCCGCGCGCUGCUGAGCAGGAACCACCGCUUCGGGCAGACGGUGGCGGCGGGCAGCUUGGUGGACGUGCUGCCCUGGCUUCAGGCUUUCCCCAACCCGGUGCGCAGCGUCUUCCAAGACUUCCAGGCGGUCAGCCGCGAGCUGUACGACUUCGUGUGCGCCAAGGUAGCGCAGCACCGCAGCACCUUCCAGCCCGGCGCCCCUCCGCGCCACAUCAGCGACGCCAUCCUGGAGUGCAUGGAGCACGGCCCCGGCGCGCAGCAGGGGCUGGGCGGAGACCACGUCGAGGGCACCCUGGCCGACUUGUUCGGCGCGGGUCAGGACACCACCUCCACCGCCCUCACUUGGGUGCUACUCCUCCUCCUCAAGCACCCGCAGCUUCGACGGCAGCUGCAGGCGGACCUCGACCGGGUGGUGGGCCGCUCCCGGCUUCCGACGGGUGACGACCGCGCCUCCUUGCCUCGCCUGGAAGCCUUCCUCCACGAGACGUUCCGCUACAGCAGCUUCGUGCCCGUCACCAUCCCGCACGCCACGGCCGCCGACGUGCUGCUGGACGGCUUCCACAUACCCGAGGGCACGGUGGUCUUCGUCAACCAGUGGUCCGUCAACCGCGACCCGCUGCGCUGGAAGGACCCGCACGUCUUCGACCCGACGCGCUUCCUGGACGCCCGGCAGGAGAACGUCGACCGGGACCUCAUGUGCCGGGUCAUGAUCUUCUCGACGGGCAAGAGGCGCUGCAUCGGCGACCAGCUCGCCAAGCUGCAGCUCUUCCUCUUCACCGCCAUCCUUCUGCAGCAGUGCGACCUGGAAGCCAACCCAGCCGAGGAACUCACCUUGGAUUACGUCUACGGGCUGGUGCUCAAGCCCUUGCCUUACACGGUGUCCGUUUCCCGGCGAAGCGCUCUCCCUAGCGGAGAGGAGGAGGAGGAGGAGGGAGGGAGCCUCGGAGGGACCGUCGAGGGCGCCUCUUAGCAAUGGAGCGACCCUCCCCACCAGCAAGUUCUCCAUAGCUCGAGGUCAGGCCCCUGCUGGCUUUUCAGAGCUGCCCUCUGCCAGAGGAAGUUGAUGUUUUCCCUCACCAGCCCCUCUCCCCCUAACUUUCUGAGGUUUCAGACUGUGCCUUUCACACAGGGAUGGGGAAUCUGCCGCCCUCCCAGAUGAUGGUGGCUUGGCCUGCAGCUCCCAUCCGCCACAGCCAGGAUGGCCAGUGGUCAGCCGGAAUGGGAGCUAUAGUCCAGCAACAUCUGGAGAGAGCCAAAGGUUCCUCAUCCCUGUGAGGAGCUGGACUGGCAGACAUUGCGCUGUGGAAAGCUUAAACCUGCUGGGGAGUUUUCUGAGCCUGUGGUCAGUUUGCAGCCAAACCACACAGCUCACCUGGGUGCCCCAUCCAGAGACCUCCAAUCAAACACCUUACAUUUGAGAUGCAUUGAGACCAUUGUGAGGGGGGGAGGAGAAACACGUUAUUGUGGUGGUGUGGGAAAUUCGCAUCAGUUACUUCCUUUGGGACUGUGAAGUUUUGUAAUAAAUGCCUCCUUGAAGCAGGCACCCAUGCAGACAGAAAAGGUCUCCUGGAUUCUCCCAGCUCCCCCCACUCCCCCCCCAAAAAAAUUGUGUCAAGAAGUUUGCCACUGAACAGUAUUGUUGAUCAAAAAAAAGGAGGUACGGUUGUGUUAUGUGAAAAGCAUUUUUAAUAGGAAGCAUUUAUUUGGAACUAAUGUGUAGUCAGUGUGAAGAGUAUCACAGUGACAAUGCCUUUAACUGCAGGUCCAUCAGCUGGGAAAUGACACUUAAGGGUGGCAGCCCAGCACUUAAUUAUUAUGUAUACAUGUGCACAGUUGUCACCUGGGACAAUCCCUAUGCAGUUUUGUGUCCCUCCCACACUUGCCAUAUUUGAAGCAGAACAAGAAGAGAGAUACUCCCUACCUGUGGCAGCCAGGAGCAAGUAAUCUGUGCUCUGACUUUGCUAAGAAUUAACCCUGUGGCUCCAUCCCAUCUCAUAGGGUGAGUCAUAUAUAGAGUUAUCUUUCAUUUAAAAAAAAA